Messenger RNA from Nyctereutes procyonoides (raccoon dog), 3033 nucleotides. Its product is annotated as paraneoplastic antigen-like protein 6B. The record is from RefSeq and is a predicted model, not a curated record. Lineage: Eukaryota; Metazoa; Chordata; Mammalia; Carnivora; Canidae. The transcript has 2 exons. The coding region runs from base 263 to 1669 and encodes 468 amino acids.
GAGAGGGAGUGAGAGAGCGCCCCGGGCAAAAGGCGCGCACGACCCGGCCGCCGCUCCGCGCAGCCCCUGCGCGCCUCCCGCGGGGACCUCCACCAGGAAGGACCCCCACCCGAGGAAGGCUGUGGAGACCUGGGCAGUUCUCUCUGAGUCCUAGGCUCCCGCCCCAAUUCAUUCUCCCCCACCCGCCCAGUACCAUCCUGGUCUGCUACGGAACCGUUUCCUGCCCCUAGUAUUAGCCCCGCGCAGGCGGAAAUUGCGCGCGAUGGCGGUGACGAUGCUGCAGGACUGGUGCAGGUGGAUGGGCGUCAGCGCUCGAAGGGGUCUGCUCAUUCUGGGCAUCCCAGAGGACUGCGAUGAAGCCGAACUCCAAGAGUCCCUGGAGGCCGCCCUGUGGCCCAUGGGCCACUUUACUGUGCUCGGCAAAGUGUUCCGGGAGGAGGAUAAUGCCACCGCGGCCCUAGUCGAGCUUGACCGGGAAGUCAACUAUGCGUUGGUCCCCAGGGAAAUCCCCGGCACUGGGGGUCCCUGGAACGUGGUUUUUGUGCCCCGUUGCUCAGGCGAGGAGUUCCUCAGUCGCGUGUUCCACUUCCUGGAGCAACAGGGGCAGACGGUGGAGAGGGUGGCUGGGGCCCUGGGGCUGGGACUGCGCAGGGUGUGCUGGCUCCGAUCGGUCAGUCAGGCAGUCCAGCCCUGGGUGGAGACCAUGCGGUACCAGCGCCUGGGCGUGUUUUCCGGGAGGGAUCAGCCCGCUCUGGGGGAGGAGUCCUUUGAGGCUUGGCUACACCACACUGCCGACAUGCUACAUGUGUGGCAGGGGGUCUCGGAAAGGGAGAAGAGGAGGCGGCUGAUGGAAGGCCUUCGAGGGACGGCCCUGCAGCUCGUGCACGGACUCCUGGCCGAGAACCCUGCCAGGACCGCUCAGGACUGCCUGGCGGCCCUGACCCAGGUGUUUGGAGACAAUGAGUCCCAGGCCACACUCCGGGUGAAGUGUUUAACUGCUCAGCAGCACUCAGGAGAGCGGCUCUCUGCUUUCGUGUUGAGGCUGGAAGUCCUGCUGCAGAAAGCCAUUGAGAAGGGGGCCCUGGCCAGAGCCUCAGCUGACCACGUGCGCCUGAGGCAGGUGCUCACCAGGGCCAACCUCACCGAGCCACUGGAUGAAGCUCUGAGGAAGCUGAGAACGGUUGGGAGGUCUCCAAGUUUCCUAGAGAUGCUGGGGCUUGUUCGGGAGUCUGAGGCAUGGGAGGCCAGUCUAGCCAGGAGUGAGAGAGCCCAGGCGGAGGAAGGGGCUGGCGCCCAGGCCAAUGCCCAGGCUGAUGCCAGAGCCGACGCUAAGGCAGAGGAUGAUAAAGUGGACGAGAAGGAGCAGGAGCAGCAGGAGCGGGAACGGGAGCGGGAGGAGGAGGACAGUGAUGACCGUGAUGCUGUCCCUGCAGGCCUAGGUCAGGCACGACCCUCAGAGGCCCCUGGGGGCCCCACCCCUGCCCAGAUGGGCGCUGCUUCCAGGGCGGGCCCAGGAGGUCCUGGCUAUGAGCCAGAGGGCCUCACCCAGUCAGGAGACCGGGAGGCUGGGGAGCCCCUCGAGGAGGGGCUCAAGCCCAUCCCAGACGAGUCAGGAAACGAGGAUGGGGCUGGGGGACUGGGCCUCCCCAAGUCCUCCUCAGGCAAAUAGGCUCGGAAGGCCCAAGGGCCCCCUCUCCUCUCAGGCAGCCGAGUUCUGGAGGCAGGGGGAGGCCAUGCCAGGGCGCAGCCUCACCCCACAUGAGGAGCAGGGCCGAGGGAAGGGCCCACCCGGCCCAAGCCAAGCCCCCCGGGCACUCCACCACCCCGAAGGGGACCUGAACACUACCAUCAGCCCUUCCAAGUGACCAAGAUGACCAUGCUUGACACCAAAUGGGGCGGGGAGACCUGCCCCCCACCCUCCCAUGGCAGCACCACACCCAGCCCCAGUCCAAUCAGGCACACCCAAUCCCUGCCAACUCAGGCAGCCAGCCUGGGAAGCACCCCUCAGUGGCCGGCCCCAGCCUAGGUGAGGGGCACCUGAAGCCAUCUGCCACCCACGCUGGACUGGAAGAUGUUAGGGACCAUCUCAAGGGUGCCAGCCUCUUGGGCCUCCCAAAACGGGGACCCUUGCCCAAUGACCCCCGGGGCACGUUGCUCCAUGUUCUGGGAAGCCCACCUGUGUCUCUGCAAGCUCCUCAGUGACCCACGUGUCAAGCUAUCCCUCCUCCCCACACCCCCCCCCCACACACACACACACUAGCCAUCAUUCCCAUGCAGAGCCUUGAGGUGUGCAGGAACCUGCCGUGGGCGUCUUGGCCUCCCGGGGCACCCACCUGUCAGCACAGGUGCCAUGAGCUUCAGUGUCCACCAAGGCUCUGCUCGCUCUCCUCCGCUGUUGUGAGCUCAACCUCCGCUUUCUCGGUGUAGAUUUAGGCCGAAUGCUGCUUGUUCUUGUGGAGACGUGUGUGUGUGUGUGUGUGUGUGUGUGUGUGUGUGUGUGUCUGUGUGUUCUUAUCUGAGCAGCUGCCCCCACCCCACCCCGGAGACCCUGAGCCCAGUUCCAGGAGACGGCGGGAAGGAUGGAGGAGGGCACGGCCGGUGCUCACCCCGCGUGACCUCCAGAAGGAAGAACUGGCCCAAGGACGGAGGUGGCCUGCGGCUGUCUCCACAGGAACUGUGCUCUGAUGUGCCGCCUGUUGUCACUUGUGACUCAGUUUCCUUGGCUUGGCCGAGGGUCCCCUGCUGCCUUUUCAGCAUCCUGGGACUGUCCCGUGCCGGCCAUAGGGCAGGACCAGGCCCCAGCAUGUCUGCCAGAGGGGGCGGUGUCCUGGCGUGAGGGGACAUGGUCAGCGUCCAUCAUCCUGGCCAGAGGUUGAUCGUGGCCCUCGGGAAGGGAGACUAUGGCAGGAGGGCCACGGUGGUGGGGGAUGCAGAGGCGCCCCGUUUGGGACCCUGAGAGGAGGGAGGCCGUGACCUAUGGGCUCUACUGACCGUCAGACGUUCCCCUCUCUGUUGUCAUUCCCUUAUCUUCAA